Molecule: messenger RNA, 1782 nt
Organism: Drosophila biarmipes
Lineage: Eukaryota; Metazoa; Arthropoda; Insecta; Diptera; Drosophilidae
Product: putative inorganic phosphate cotransporter
Exons: 4
Coding region: 170-1633 (487 amino acids)
Biological process (GO): monoatomic anion transport; transmembrane transport
Cellular component (GO): plasma membrane
Molecular function (GO): transmembrane transporter activity
Source: RefSeq, a predicted model, not a curated record
GUGUAGGGUGGAGCUUUAUAUUAUACGUUCACACGUAUUUAAAUUAUCGACGCGGUCGGAAGUGUGUGCUGUAAGCCAGUCUGAUUUUUUGAUUUGAUUUGAUUUUUUUUUGUGCUUUAGCGUAAAGUAAAACUAAUAAGUGCGCUAAGAGCAUUUGUGCGUCCGCAAAAUGAGCAUCGAUUUAAAAGGUCCUGUUAUUGGCAUACGUCACCUACAAGCCUUUCUGCUCUUUCUGGCCAUCGUGGUAAAUUACACAGCACGGCUCGGCGUUAGCGUGGGCGUAGUGGCCAUGACGGAUGCAGCCACCACCAAUGACAACUUUCCGGAGUUCAAUUGGACAGUAGCGCAGCAGUCGUACAUCCUGUCUAGCUUUUACUGGGGCUACAUCGUCACCCAAUUUCCUGCCGGUUUUCUGGUUCGGCGCUUUGGGGCUAAAGUGGUGCUGCUCAUCCCAACGCUGGGCACGGCCGUCCUGAGCGGUCUAACGCCAUACUGUGUGGCAUGGGGCGGCUGGCAAGCCUUCUGCACCAUACGCAUCGUGGAGGGCCUCUUCCAAGGUCUAAUAUUUCCAUGUGUUCACGAGCACCUGGCCAAGUGGUCUCCGCCGGAGGAUCGCAACCGGCUGGGCGCCUUUGCUUACUCAGGGGCUGACUGUGGGUCAGUUCUAGCCAUGGCUAGCAGUGGUCUAAUAGCAAACAGCUCCAUGGGGUGGCCGGGAAUUUUCUACGUGUCGGCUGCCACCUGUGGACUGUGGUGUCUUCUCUGGGUGACUUUCGGCUCAAAUAACGCCCCUAGCUCCCGUCUGAUUGGUGACCGGGAACGAGAGCACAUUGAACGAUCAACAAAGCGGGGCGAUGGCUUCCACGCCCAAAAGAUUCCCAUUCCUUGGCGAGCCAUCUGGACUUCCGUUCCAUUCUAUGCACUUCUAAUAGUGCGGGGCGCUCAGGGGUGGGCGAAUUCCACCAUGCAGCUGCAAACUCCAUCCUAUUUGCACGGCAUCCUGGAAAUGGACAUUAAAAGCAAUGCACUCUACUCGGCUUUGCCCUUUCUAGCCAUGUGGGCUAUGUCCUAUGUAUACCUAGUCUUCGCUGACGUGUCCAUGUCUCGACAUUGGAUGUCCUUAACCACGCUACGCAAGACAAUUAACACGGUUUCGUAUUGGGGACCGGCGACGGCUCUUAUCGGGAUUGGCUUUCUGGACAAAAGUCAGACCAGUCUGGCUCUCGCUCUGAUGACAAUAAAUGCUGGCUUAAACGCCGGGUCUGGAAUAGGCAGCAUCUUGACCAUCAUCGACAUGUCGCCCAACCACUCAGGCAUGCUAAUGGCUAUUGUAAACGGCAUUGGAAAUUUAUUUCCGCUUUUAACGCCGCUAUUAGUUGGCGUCAUUGUUACCGAUCCAGGUUCGAGAAGUCAGUGGCAGAUCGUGUUUGCCAUGACCGCCGUUGUUUUUUUCUUUGGCAACCUGGUGUACCUAAUUUGGGGCACCACUGACCUGCAGCUCUGGGAUGCCGAAGACUAUCUAAGGACCCCGGAUCUCAGGCUUAAUGCGGAUUCAAAGAGAGACAUAAAAAUAUUAGCGCCUGGAAAAUCAAUGAUGGCUGAUGGACACGAGUCGACUAUGCAAUUAGCGUAGGAUGGGAACUUUAUAUAGCUAGCACCGAUAAAAUACAUCGUAAAACAUGCCACCGUGCCCAUGUAUUUUAACUUCUUGUUUGCACUCAUUUCUUUCCAUGGUCGCAGAAAUUGAAUAAAAAACACUUACUGUUUCUUUGAAUAAAGUAA